GGUUCCGGGGUAUCAAGUUUCCGCACCCGCCUCCUGAGACUCCCAUUUCUCCCCAGACCCCGAGGAUGCGGUUCGUGAUGUCCCGAACUCUGCUCCUGCUGCUGUUGGGGGCCCUGGCCGCGCCCCAGACCUGGGCGGGCUCCCACUCCCUGAGGUAUUUCUACACCGCGGUGUCCCGGCCCGGCCUCGGGGAGCCCCGCUUCAUCGCCGUGGGCUACGUGGACGACACGCAGUUCGUGCGGUUCGACAGCGACGCCCCGAAUUCGAGGAUGGAGCCGCGGGCGCCGUGGAUGGAGCAGGUGGGGCCGGAGUAUUGGGACAAGCAGACGCGGAUCGCGAAGAACGACGAACAGAUUUACCGAGGGAACCUUCAGACCGCCCUCCGCUACUACAACCAGAGCGAGUCCGGGUCGCACAACAUCCAGACAAUGUAUGGCUGUGACGUGGGCCCAGACCGGCGCUUCCUCCGCGGGUACAGUCAGGAGUCCUACGACGGCGCGGAUUACAUCUCCCUGAACGAGGACCUGCGCUCCUGGACGGCGGCGGACACCGCGGCGCAGAUCACACGCCGCAAGUGGGAGGUGGCCGGUGUGGCAGAGCAGGCCAGGAACUACCUGGAGGGCACGUGCGUGGAGUGGCUCGCCAAAUACCUGGACAUGGGGAAGGAGACGCUGCUGCGCGCAGAAUCUCCCGACACACGGGUGACCCGCCACCCCAUCUCUGACCGUGAGGUGACCCUGAGGUGCUGGGCCCUGGGUUUCUACCCUGCGGAGAUCACCCUGACCUGGCAGCGUGAUGGGCAGGACCACACCCAGGACGCAGAGCUUGUGGAGACCAGGCCUGCGGGAGAUGGGACCUUCCAGAAGUGGGCGGCUGUGGUGGUGCCUUCUGGAGAGGAGCAGAGAUACACGUGCCAUGUGCAGCACGAGGGGCUGCCCCAGCCCAUCACCCUGAGAUGGGAGCCAUCCUCUCAGCCCUCCAUCCCCAUCCUGGGCAUCAUGGCUGGUGUGGCUAUCCUUGUGGUCACUGUGGUGGUUGGAGCUGUGAUCUGGAGGAGGAAGUUCUCAGGAGGAAAGGGACCAAGCUAUUCUCACGCUGCACGCGAUGACAGUACUCAGGGCUCUGAUUCGUCUGUAAUGGCUCCUAAAGAACCUUGUCUCACCAGGACCAUGACUACAGGGACAUGGACGUCAUCUGUCACCAGGACCUUGUGAAGCAAGAGCUUCCUGUGACUGGGUCAGCCCAGAUUCCAUCCUGGGUCGUGACCUCAGCCCCAUCUUUGGGUGUUUUCCCCCAUUGUUCCUAUGGAGCAUCAGGCCUGUUCUUGCUCUUGUGUCCAAGUUCCUGUCUCAUUCUCCCCGGGUGACCCCAGUGGCUGCAGCACCAGGAGUUCUUUGGACUCUCGUUCUCACAGGCCUUGGUGGCCCCUGCACACAGAAGUCUCUGGGGUUUGGAGAGGUGAAUUUUCAGAUUGAUCCAUCUCCUCCCUCUCGAGCUGUCUUCUGGAUUAUUCUUUAGAUUCUGGAGGUUGAGAGGAAACUGGGAGUUUCUCAUCCUUCUUCAACUUAAUUUACUUUCUACCUCCCUGUCUCUCUGCCCCCUCUCCAUGCCCUUAGUGAUGCUGGUUCUUGCUCCCAUCCAAGUUCAUGGAUGUAUAAAGAAGGGUCUAAUGUAGAUUUCUAUUUGGUUGGAGAAAGGGCCCCAUGGAGCCUACAUACAGUGAUUCUGAAGAUAGGACUGUAACUGUAUGCUGUGCUGUGCAGGGGAAAUGCUGUGGGAGGGGGGAGCUGAGCAGAGAGAGGAAGGGGGGAGCAGCCCUGAGGGAAAGUAGAAGCGGCACUGAUGGUGAGGUGGAGGUACUUUGUGCGGGAGCUGCCACGGACCGACUGUGCCUAAGGCUCAUCCAGAAGACACAGGUCCUCUCUGCUGACCAAUCGUUCCACUGAUAAUCUCGUGUGCCACUUGCAGGACCUGCUAUUUUUUUCAUCUAGGACACCUCAGUAACUAAGAAGAGGCAAACAUGCUGGUCUUGUGGAGAAUAUGUCCUAGGGGUGAGGGACAGACUCCACUUGACCCUGGAACAAUGUGGGGACUGAGGGCAAUCACCCCAUUGAGCAGUCAGAAAUCCAAGUAUAACUUUUGACUCCCCUGAAAGUUAAAUACUACCACUAAUAAUGUACGGUUCAUAAGAAGCCUUACUGAAAAGAGGAAUAGUCAUUUAACACAUAUUUUGUACGUUACAUGUAUAUGUAACGUGUAUUCUUACAAUAAAAUAGGUUGGAGAAAAUAGUAAGAAAGCGUAAGAGAAAGUGCAUUGACAGCACUUUUGUAAAAAAGUCCACAUAUCGGUGGAUGUCCCCAGUUCAAAGUGUAAUUCAGAGUCAACUGUAUAUUGUUAUAAAUGUGGUAAAUAAGGGAAGUGUUUAAAUUGGAAAUUGGUAGGUGCUUUGAGGAAGGUGACCCAGAGAGUUACCUGUGGGGGGACAGGGAAGGUGGCUACUUUACUAGGGUGGUAAGUGUGAGCUUCACUGGGAAGCUGACCUCUGAGAGAUGUGUGGGACACAAGGAAUUGUUGAAGAGCAUGUCUCAGGGAGUUCUUUCCAGGCAGGGGAACCUCCAGGCACACGCACUAGGGCAGGAACGUGUCCUUGUUCAAGGAAGGGUGAGAGGCCACUGUGGCUGGAGCAGAGAGCAUGUGAAAUGCGGUCAGAUUUCUAGACUUUAGGAUUAGAAGGCUUUUGAGUUUUCUCUGAGUGACAUGUGGAGUCACCGGAUGGUUUAGAUCAGAUGGUUCACGUCGUACUACUUGUCUUAGCAGCAUGUUUGCUGCUGUGCAGAAUCGAGAGGUGAAGGGCGGGAGACCAGUAGGGAAAGUGUAGGAAGCCAGUGCAGUUUCCAGGAGGGGGGAAUGUUGGAUUUAUUUUGGGGUUUGAGGAGAGAAAAUAACAGGAAGUGACUCUACUCUUGUUAUUUUGUGUGUGUGUGUGUGUGUGUGUGUGUGUGUGUGUGUGUGUUCUGGAUACAUUUAAAGAUGAACUUUGCAGCAUGUCAUAAUGUAUUAAUUCUGGGUUGUGAGAAGGAGGAAUCAAGGACAGCAUCCAAUACUUCAGACUGCAAGAAGAAAGAGGGGGGUGUCUUCCAAUGAGACAGGGAAGAUUUUGGAAGUAGGACAUUCGGGGAAGUUGCGUCACAAGCACCCAAUUUAGGAAUGUCGAAUCUGAGAUUAUUAGAAAAGCAAGCGAAGAUCCAGCUGGAUAUAGAGUGCAGGGUGGGAAAAUAUCUAGGUUGGAGGAAUAGAUAUGGAGGUGACACCAAAUAAAUGAUGUUUAGAGCCUUCAGCAUAGAUGAGGUCACCAAGGGAUGAUGGCCAUAGAAGAGAAAGGAACAGGACCAAACCCUGGACCCCUCAGUGCUAAGCAAGCUGAUCAGAGCACAUGCACAUACUGAACAGUUCUGGUUCUGCACCUAGAAGGCACACACUCCAGGGAGACCCAGCCUUCAGUGUCCACUGGAAUUUCCUGGACUUAGGAAGAGCUAGACAACCUGGAGUAGAGCGUGAGAUUCUGGGUUUAUAACAAGUUUGGUGCUGCUUCUGGUCUUCAGAUCACACACUGAGCACCAAGCACAUAAAGCAGGAUCCCACAUGGCUGUGCCUCAGCCUCUCCUGUGGGGCUUAUUAAGUAGUGAUUCCUGGGUCCACGCCCAACACUCUAACAGGGUAUGUGGAGAGAGGCCUGAGUGUUUUGUAACGAACCCACGAGCAAUCCUGGGGUUCCACCAGAUAGAGUUGCAGUGAAGUCACUGAUGAGAGCCCUCAUUGUGGGAAGGGGUCUUACAUCCACAUUUAAAUGUUGUAGUUUUUUCUAGGAAGAAAAAUGCAAGACCUGCUGGGAGAUACAUAUUUUCUCUCCCAGGGGGCAGAGCCGGGUGGCAGAUUGAGGAUGUGGUUAUCAGCUCAACAUAAAAUCUCCGAAAUAACAAGAGCGUAGAUCUUAAAUGUUUUCCCCACACAAAAGGAAAUGGUAACUAUGUGACACGGUGCAGGUCUUAGCUAUGGUUGUAAGCAUUUUGCAGCAUAGAAACGUAUCAAAUCAAGAGAUUGUAGCCUUAAACUGACACAAUGGUGUAUGCCAGUUCUAUCUCAGUAAAACUGGUGAAAAAAAGUCUGAAAUCAUGCUCUCUAACGCUA
Molecule: messenger RNA, 4189 nt
Organism: Leopardus geoffroyi (Geoffroy's cat)
Lineage: Eukaryota; Metazoa; Chordata; Mammalia; Carnivora; Felidae
Product: DLA class I histocompatibility antigen, A9/A9 alpha chain-like
Exons: 8
Coding region: 66-1214 (382 amino acids)
Biological process (GO): antigen processing and presentation of endogenous peptide antigen via MHC class Ib; positive regulation of T cell mediated cytotoxicity; antigen processing and presentation of endogenous peptide antigen via MHC class I via ER pathway, TAP-independent
Cellular component (GO): external side of plasma membrane
Molecular function (GO): signaling receptor binding; peptide antigen binding
Source: RefSeq, a predicted model, not a curated record